UUACAACACACAACCAGAAAACGUCAUUCACAUAACUAUUCUUUCACGACAAUAAUGCAUCCAUCCAUCGUCAUGACUCAUGACUCAUUCAUCGAUCAUCAACCUCUUUUUCUCUCUUCAUAAUAUAUUCCAAACUUUCCCUCACACAAUGCAAGGAACACAAAAAACAUGUCUAACACAUCAGAUUCCAAUAAGAUCACCCUAGUAGAAGAGUGUCGUGGCGUUCUUCACGUUUACAGCGACGGUUCCAUAGUACGCUCUUCACGUCCAAGCUUCAACGUCCCCGUCAACGACGACGGCACCGUUUUCUGGAAAGAUGUCGUUUUUGAUCCUUCCCAUGAUCUUCAGCUUCGGCUCUAUAAGCCAGCCGAUUCAGCCGGCUCAAAACUUCCAAUUUUCUUCUACUUUCACGGCGGCGGCUUCUGCAUCGGCUCGCGCACUUGGCCUAACUGUCAAAACUAUUGUUUUCGGCUUGCUUCUCAGCUCCAAGCCGUAGUCGUUGCCCCGGACUAUCGGCUCGCUCCCGAGAAUCGGCUCCCCACUGCAAUUGAGGACGGCUUUGGAGCUCUAAAGUGGCUUCAAACUCAAGCCGUGAGUAAUGAGCCGGACCCUUGGUUGAGCCACGUGGCUGAUUUUAGCCGCAUCUUCAUUUCAGGUGACUCGGCUGGAGGAAACAUAGCUCAUCACUUGGCGGCUCGGCUUGGGUAUGGCUCGCCUGAGCUGGCUCCUGUUCGAGUCAGGGGUUAUGUUCUAUUAGCUCCUUUUUUUGGUGGAACAAUCCGAACCAGAUCAGAAGUUGAAGGACCAAAAGAUGCUUUUCUCAACUUAGAACUUAUUGAUAGGUUUUGGAGGCUUUCUAUACCAGUUGGGGACACUACUGAUCACCCUUUUGUGAAUCCGUUUGGGCCAAAUAGUGAGAGUCUCAAAGCAAUUAAUCUUGACCCAAUUCUAGUGGUGGCUGGAGGAAGUGAUCUGCUUAAAGAUAGGGCAGAGGACUAUGCAAGGAGGCUUAAGGAGUGGGAUAAAGAUGUAGAGUAUGUAGAAUUUGAAGGACAACAACAUGGGUUCUUCACCAUUGAUCCCGAUUCAGAACCAUCCAACAAGUUGAUGUUGAUCAUCAAACAAUUCAUAGAGAAGUGUUUGGGGAAAAAUUGAAGGGCUUUAGACACUAUUACAACUCCACAUCAAGCAUGUUUAGUGUAAUACCUUUUACAUUUACAUUUUAGCUCCUACAACAUUUUAGGUGCGAAAAAUAACAUUCUAAGCAUCAAGUAUGUAUUGGCCAUGUUAAACUCUAAUUGUACUAAACGUUCCAUUUUGAAGCUAAUAUAUGUUGCAAUUUCCCUAAA
Cajanus cajan (pigeon pea) is the source of this 1349-nucleotide messenger RNA. Its product is annotated as strigolactones hydrolase CXE15. Gene Ontology annotation, molecular function: hydrolase activity. The record is from RefSeq and is a predicted model, not a curated record. Lineage: Eukaryota; Viridiplantae; Streptophyta; Magnoliopsida; Fabales; Fabaceae.